AUGUUGGCUGAACCAAUGGCAUUUGCACCAAUCAGCACUCGGAUUGCUGCUCUUUCCGUCAGCGCAGAGUCGAAUGGGAUUUGCAUUUACAUGGCUCUAGCACAUCGUGGAGAUGCUCUGAAUUCUUCAAAGCUGAAAGGCCAUUCGGAUGCACAUCGUCAAAGCAGUUCUGGUGGUCAGAUCACCUGUUUUGUCACCCAACCGGACAAUGUCGUUCUCCACGUUGAUGUGGAUAGCAAAGCAAAGGGUCAGGAAGUAUUGAAUAAGAUCUGCACGCUCCUGGGGAUCCAGGAUGAGGCGGACUACUUUGGUCUGCAGUAUGCCCUCUCGAAAGGCGAUUUAAUUUGGCUCAACAUGCGUAAUCGUCUUGCCAAACAAAUUCCUGGUAGUCCACCAUUCAAACUCUUCUUCAAGGUCAAGUACUUUGUGCCUCCCUACAAUCUGGUGCUGGAAGAAACCAAACACCAGUUCUACCUCAAUGCCAUGCAGCAGUUGAAGCUGGGCCUCUGGGAUGCUGAGACCUCUCUCGAGCUGCAGUCCCGUCUCAUUGCCCUCAUGACAUACGUCCAGUUCGGUAGUUUCAACGCCGCUACCACGCCAUGUAAAUACGCCUGUUUCUGGUCCGAUCGUCGUGCUGAAAUGCCUCAUGAGGUGAUCUCCAUGGCCGCCACUUUCCAUCGUCAGCUGACUGGGAUGUCAGUACGUGCAGCGCAGUAUGAAUUGCUGCGGAUAAGUCACGAGGAGGUGCCUGCUUUUGGUGUCUACUUCUAUCAAAUACUUGACAUGUUUGGACAUCGACUACUUAUGGGUGUUGGACCGGAGUACGUAGCACUAUGUCAGACGGAUUUCAAUUUUAUUGAAAGGUAA
Molecule: messenger RNA, 867 nt
Organism: Hydatigera taeniaeformis
Lineage: Eukaryota; Metazoa; Platyhelminthes; Cestoda; Cyclophyllidea; Taeniidae
Source: the annotation of a GenBank genome assembly